Colias croceus (clouded yellow) is the source of this 645-nucleotide messenger RNA. RefSeq lists its product as uncharacterized. The record is from RefSeq and is a predicted model, not a curated record. Gene Ontology annotation, molecular function: nucleic acid binding. Bases 1 to 645 code for a protein of 214 amino acids. The transcript has a single exon. Lineage: Eukaryota; Metazoa; Arthropoda; Insecta; Lepidoptera; Pieridae.
AUGGAUACAGAUAACUUUGUAAAAUGGCUGAAAGAAAAGUUAAUACCUAACUUACCGCCGAACGGUAUAGUUGUCAUUGACAAUGCGCCUUACCACUCAAGGCAAUCAAUAAAGGCACCCACAAGCGCGUCUCUAAAAGCUGAUAUGCAAAACUGGUUGCGUGAUAAUAACAUUCCUUUCGACGAAAAGAUGACGAAAAAGGAAUUGUAUCCUAUUAUCUUAAGGACAAAGCCGCCAAAAAAAUAUGUUGUCGAUGAACUGAUGCAAGAGCAUGGUCAAGAAAUAGUACGUCUGCCACCCUAUCACUGUGAUUUAAAUCCUAUAGAAUACAUUUGGAAUCUAGUGAAACAAAGGGUGGCAGACAAAAAUGUUAAUCAAUCAGAGAAAGAAAUAGAAAAACUGACAAGAGAUGCACUUAGUUCUAUUACACCUUCCGACUGGAAAAAGGAAGUAAAACACAUUGAACGACUUCAGCGAGAGUAUUGGGAAAAAGACCAUCUCGAAGAAAAUAAUGUACGAGAAAUUAUUAUAUCCCUAGGGGAAGAAAGUUCGGACAGUGACAUAAGUGAUGGGGAUAGCGACAAUGAAGAAGAAGAUUCAAUGACUGGCAUAGAACCAAUCGUAUAUUCUGACGAUGAUUUAUAA